GGUCCGACCCUCCUCCAGCCCCCGCCGCGCGCGGAUCGGGGACGCGAGCCAUGGAGGAGAAGGCUUCGCCCCCGCCACAGGGCUGCAGCAAGCCGCACUUGGAGAAGCUGACCCUGGGCAUCACGCGCAUCCUAGAAUCUUCCCCAGGUGUGACAGAGGUGACCAUCAUAGAAAAGCCUCCUGCUGAACGUCAUAUGAUUUCUUCAUGGGAACAAAAGAAUAACUGUGUGAUGCCUGAAGAUGUGAAGAACUUUUACCUGAUGACCAAUGGCUUCCACAUGACAUGGAGUGUGAAGCUGGAUGAGCAUAUCAUUCCACUGGGCAGCAUGGCAAUCAACAGCAUCUCAAAACUGACUCAGCUCACCCAGUCUUCCAUGUAUUCACUUCCUAAUGCACCCACUCUGGCAGACCUGGAGGAUGAUACACAUGAAGCCAGUGACGAUCAGCCAGAGAAGCCUCACUUUGACUCUCGCAGUGUGAUAUUUGAGCUGGAUUCAUGCAAUGGGAAUGGGAAAGUUUGCCUUGUCUACAAAAGUGGGAAACCAGCAUUAGCAGAAGACACUGAGAUAUGGUUUCUGGACAGAGCCUUGUACUGGCAUUUUCUCACAGACACCUUUACUGCCUAUUACCGCCUGCUCAUCACCCACCUGGGCCUGCCCCAGUGGCAAUAUGCCUUCACCAGCUAUGGCAUUAGCCCACAGGCCAAGCAAUGGUUCAGCAUGUAUAAACCCAUCAACUACAACACAAACCUCCUCACAGAAGAGACCGACUCCUUUGUGAAUAAACUGGAUCCCAGCAAAGUGUUUAAGAGCAAGAACAAGAUCAUAAUCCCAAAAAAGAAAGGGCCUGUGCAGCCUUCAGGUACCCAGAAAGGGUCCUCAGGACCCUCUGGUCCCUCUACUUCCUCCAAUUCUAAAUCCUCCUCUGGCUCUGGAAACCCUGUCCGGAAGUGAGCACCCCUCCCUCCAACUCCCCAGCAGCUCCAGAGUGGUGGUUUCCAUGCACAGAUGGCCCUUGGGAGUGACCUCCAGUUCUGUAUGUGGAACCAUAGGCCUCUUUCCAGCUGAAUGACCAAAAUUUUAAGUUUUUUGGUCCCACUGACAUUAGCCAGGAGUUGGAAGCUCCUAGUGAUGCCUCCCUCAGAGUCCUUCCUCAUACCCUUCACAGCAGGUUGUGCUGUUCCCUGCCUUGGGAACCAGUGGGGAAUUUGGGGUCUUGUUUAAGUGGCCAAAUAAGUCUGGUGGGUUCUUUCCUCUCCUUCAACACUCGUGCCUCAAUCCCAUAGCACUGGUUGGAGAAGUCCACCAAAUAAACCACUGGUUUUGACCCAUGAAGAAUUAACUGCAUUGUUCUUUCAGGAGCCACUAGUCACAUAUGACUAUUUAAAUUUUAAUUAAAUUAUAUGAAAAAUUCAUUUCCUCAGUUGGAUUAGCCACAUUUCAAGUAUUCAUGCAGCUGGUAGAUUCUAUAUUAGCAUAAAGAUAACGAACAUUUCCGUCACCAAAGAAAGUUCUGUUGGACAGCGCUACAUGAGAAUAUUUUCAUACUGCUCUUCCUCAGAUCAAUUAAUUUUUGUUGUUAAUGUUGAUGUCCUAAUUUGACGGAUCAUAAUGUUCUAUUAAACUUCUCAAAUACACAACUGUACGUUCUUUGUAUUCCUUACCACGGAUCUCUUGCUCUGCUCGUUUCUUUUGCAACUUCCUAUAAACUUCGUCUUCCUCAUCA
This is a messenger RNA of Callithrix jacchus (white-tufted-ear marmoset), 1725 nucleotides long. It is a transcript of the gene TPGS2, whose product is annotated as tubulin polyglutamylase complex subunit 2. NCBI's taxonomy places the organism in Eukaryota, Metazoa, Chordata, Mammalia, Primates, Cebidae. Gene Ontology annotation, biological process: protein polyglutamylation. The record is from RefSeq and is a predicted model, not a curated record.